Formica exsecta is the source of this 1257-nucleotide messenger RNA. RefSeq lists its product as uncharacterized. The record is from RefSeq and is a predicted model, not a curated record. The coding region runs from base 1 to 1257 and encodes 418 amino acids. NCBI's taxonomy places the organism in Eukaryota, Metazoa, Arthropoda, Insecta, Hymenoptera, Formicidae. The transcript has a single exon.
AUGUGGACAUCUCAUCACUAUCUUAUCUUUCUGAUUUGCCGCGAGGAUGCGGAUCCGAUGAGUCUUGAUCCUAUAAAUCUCAUUAUCGGAGCAGAUCUCUAUAACGAUAUCAUUCUCGACGGUGUUCGCAAGGGAAGCGUCGGACAACCAAUUGCUCAGAAUUACGUCCUCGGAUGGAUAAUUUCGGGACCUAUUACGUCAUCAACGACGAAUAAUUCCUCGUCGCCGACAAUUCUCUCCGGAAACUGCGCUCUCAGUCGCGUUUCGACUCAUCAUAUUGUCGGCUCUCCUUCUCUCGAAGAGGAACUUCGUCGCUUCUGGGAGGUCGAAGAACUCCCACGACAAACUCAUCUCACACCGCAAGAACAGCAGUGUGAAGAGCAUUUUCGCUUAACGCAUUCUCGCGAGUCUGACGGACGGUAUGUCGUGCGGCUACCGUUCAAGAAGGGUCCUCCGAUUGAAAUCGGAAGUUCAAGGCCUCACGCGGAAAAAUUGUUCAAUUUGUCACUUCGCAGAUUUUGCGAUAAACCGGAAGUCGCAAAAGAAUAUGGCGAAUUCAUGUCUGAUUAUCAACGACUUGUACAUAUGAAGCCCGCGCCGGCAGCUCGAAGUCAAAUCGAACAAUCUGUUUAUCUCCCACAUCACGGAGUUAUCCGGGAAAGUAGCUCUACUACGCGUCUUCGCGUUGUUUUUAACGCAUCGAGCGUUACUUCUAACGGCACAUCGUUAAAUGAUCAUUUAAACGCCGGGCCGAAAUUACAAACCGAUCUCAUGUCGGUCAUCCUACAAUGGCGUAGAUACAAAUACGUCUAUUCAUCCGAUAUCGCGAAAAUGUAUCGCCAGAUUCACAUCGAUGCGCGGGAUAUAGAUUAUCAACGGAUCUUGUGGAAGUCAUCGCUGUCGGAACCGCUCAUCGAUUAUCAAUUACUAACAGUUACGUAUGGAAUGUCAUGUGCUCCGUUUCUGGCCCUUCGGGUAUUAAAACAACUAGUCAUCGACGAAAGUCAGCAUUUUCCGCUUGCUGUUCCCAUCCUAAGCGAUAAUAUUUACGUCGACGACUUACUUUUCGGAGCUGACGAUACCAUUCGAAUUCGGCAAGCGCGCGAUCAAUUAAACUCUAUGUUAAAGCGCGGCGGAUUCGUAUUACGGAAAUGGGCGAGCAACUCGCCCUCUCUUCUCGAGGACAUCGAAAUCGCAGAUCACGGUCUAGCCACGAACAAACCUCUGUCUGAAGACGAACAAAUCGCAUCUCAGUAA